This is a messenger RNA of Conger conger (European conger), 1824 nucleotides long. It is a transcript of the gene fez1, whose product is annotated as fasciculation and elongation protein zeta 1 (zygin I). The transcript has 10 exons. Bases 396 to 1634 code for a protein of 412 amino acids. The record is from RefSeq and is a predicted model, not a curated record. Lineage: Eukaryota; Metazoa; Chordata; Actinopteri; Anguilliformes; Congridae. Gene Ontology annotation, cellular component: axon; cytoplasm.
GGCGGAGGGGGACGGUUCUGGCAGUCGUCGUAGUGAUGCGCAGGCUCUCUAUGUAGGUCUGGCCGAUUUUCAGUCAAAAACAACAGUCUCCGUCUCGGUGGGCUCAGACCGGGGGAAAGCGAAUACACGGGAGCGUGGCGCCAGACGGACAGAAGGAAAGGAAAAGAAAGGAAGAAUAAAUAAGGAGCAGGGUCGCGGUCCUCCACCUCUACCUCUCUCCCUCUCCAUCCCUGCGAAGGGGAUGCCUGCUGUUAGCGCAGUUUCCGCCACGCUGGGCUCCUCGGAUGAAGGAGGCGUAGAAGACUACUGAGCCACGCAGAAGAGGCUCCGUCGCCGCAGCAGAGAAAGGCAACGCGCAUCCGUCCUCCUCAGACUAAAAGAAGAAGAAGGGCAGGAUGGAGGCCCCGCUGGUGUGCCUGGAUGAGGAGUUUGACGACCUGCGGCCGUGUAGGGUGGGGGAGCAGGAGCAGGAGCAGGAGCCCCUGCGUCCCUACGGCAAUGCCCCACUCACCAGGGAGGACUUCUCAGAGCUGGAGAACUUCUCAGAGAUGAUGAGCUUCAAGUCCAUGGAGGACCUGGUCAACGAGUUUGACGAGAAGCUCAACGUGUGUUUCCACAACUACGACACCAAGACAGAGGGGCUGGCCCCAGUGCGCAACCAGUCCCACACAGAGGAGGAUGAGGAGCGGCUGCAGGAUGAAGAUGUGUGGGAUGCGCUGACUGACAACUACCUGCCCUCCUCUGGGUCCAGCUGGGACACCCCAAACUCGGAGGUGCUGAACGGGAAUCUGUCAGAUCAGGAGAUCCACGAGAGGGAAGAGGAGGAAAUGAACGAGAGGAACGAGAACGCAAACUGCCUGGGCGAGGAGCCGCUCAUCACGGCUGAUCAGGUGACCGCGACUGCAACCGCUGUGGGGUGGCCACAGAGCUGUGUCACUGCGGUCGAGGUGAUCGAGGAGAUUGUGGAGAUGAUGGAGAAUUCUCCGGACCCGGGGGAGACGGAGGAGGAAGAGGAAGUAGAAGUGGACAGCGGGCACUCCUCGCCCCAGUCCAACCCUUCCCUGCUGGAGGAGAUCAGAGCCCUAUCCCUGGCUUCAAACAACAACUGCUCCUACGAAGGCCUGAGUCUGAUGCCCAGCACCACGCUGGCGGAGCUGCUGAGUCGGGUGGAGGCCGCUAUCCGGCAGUACUCAGAGGAGCUGGUGACGCAGCUGGCCCGGCGCGAGGAGCUGGAGUUCGAGAAGGAGGUGAAGAACACCUUCAUCACGGCCCUGAUGGAGGUGCAGAACAGGCAGAAGGAGCAGAGGGAGAUCAGCAAGCGUCGGCGCCGGGACAAGGGCCUGAGCCUGCAGGGGGCCGUUCGCCCCGAGAAGCCCGGGACCAUGCCCGUGAAGCGCUUCAGCAUGGAGGGUAUUUCCAACAUUCUGCAGACUGGGAUCAGACAGACAUUUGGGAACUCAGGGACAGACAAACAGUAUCUGAACACAGUGAUUCCAUUUGAAAAGAAAGGGACCCCUCCCACGGUGGAGGACCUCCAGAUGCUGACAAAAAUUCUUUAUGCAAUGAAAGAAAACAGUGAGAAGGUGCCAACAUUGCUAACUGACUACAUUCUAAAAGUGCUCUGCCCUACCUAAGGGUGCGAAGGGGCUGUUGAGUGAGGUUGAUGUCAGACCGGGCGUGGCCAUUCCUGGGUGGCUCAGAGUGCCUCCCCUCCACCCUGAGUCAAAGCUGCAUGAGUUCCUAUCCAUUGUUAACGAUGGACCAGUACAUCUACCCAUUGUACCUGACUCAUUCUGACAGCCAAUAAAAGUCUGCCUUUGCUGA